UGCUCGGGGGGCACCCCACCCAGGCCCAACGGCCGCCCCGCUGACGCGCAGAUGAGAGGUCCCCGCCCCCGGUCGGUCUGACCGCUCUGGACGUCCAGGUCUGUGCGGUCCACACCCGAGCAGCGGCGCGGCGGCGCGGCCAGGCCACCAGCCGGGUCCCCAGUCCACGCUCUGCCUCCGCGUGAGCCGGUCCAGGAAAACGAAACGAGAAGCAGCUCCAGCGACAACCACAGCAAGAUGGAUCGCUUCGCGGAUCGCGUCGCCAUCGUCACGGGGGUCAGCUCCGGCAUCGGCGAGCAGAUCACCGAGCAGCUCGUAAAGGCCGGCGUCGUGGUGGUUGGCGUCGCCCGGCGGCAGCAGCGACUCACAGAACUGGCCGCCCGGCUGGCUAGCGAGAAGGGCAAGUUGCACCCGAUCGCCGCCGACUUCUCGCGCGAGGACGAGAUCCGCCGGGUGUACCAGUGGGUGGACGACAACCUGGGAGGCGUGUCUGUCAUCGUCAACAACGCCGCCGUGCUCACCCUCGUGGCCUUGCAAAACCUAGACGUCUCCACGGUACAGCAAGUCGUCAACCUCAACCUAACAUCCGUAAUGUUGAGCUGUAGGGAGGCUAUGCUGAGCAUGAAGAAACACGCCAUCAAGGACGGGCACAUCAUCAACAUCAACAGUGUUGCCGGACAUAUCGUCUUAAACAUGUCCCCGCAGUACUCCACCACUGUGUACGCCGCCACCAAGCACGCCAUUACCGCUUUCUGCAAAGGCCUGCGCUACGACGUUCAAGCCAUGGAGGGCUUUAAAAUCCGAGUCACGAGCAUUAGCCCCGGAGCCGUGGCCACCGAGAUGCUGCCCGGGGAGUAUGUCAACAGCUUGGAAGACGUCGAGGACGUCCUGAAGGCCAAGGACGUUGCCGACGCUGUUUGCUACGUGCUAUCUUGCCCGCGCUCAGUCGAGAUCUCUGAGUUGACGAUACGCCCGACUGGAGAAAAAGCAUCGUAACAAAAUAAGUCCGGGGGCGUUUUUAGUCUUAAGUUGCAUGAUGAUGAGAGAUUAUGAUUGUGAAUUUACGAUUGUGAAGCACAGCCUUAAACUUAGCCACUAACAUAGGCACACAAAUAAAUGUAAGUAAAUGUUA
Molecule: messenger RNA, 1132 nt
Organism: Frankliniella occidentalis (western flower thrips)
Lineage: Eukaryota; Metazoa; Arthropoda; Insecta; Thysanoptera; Thripidae
Product: farnesol dehydrogenase
Exons: 6
Coding region: 238-996 (252 amino acids)
Molecular function (GO): oxidoreductase activity
Source: RefSeq, a predicted model, not a curated record